This is a messenger RNA of Chara braunii, 6105 nucleotides long. The record is from the annotation of a GenBank genome assembly. NCBI's taxonomy places the organism in Eukaryota, Viridiplantae, Streptophyta, Charophyceae, Charales, Characeae.
AGUUGGCAGGAUCCUUGCCAGGAUUCUGUAAGUCCUUAGAUUGAGUCAGUAGGUUUGUCAGUCAGGGGUCAGAGUCUACGUGGUGAGGAGUGGAAUUGUUCUAAUUGUGCACCUGUCACCAUGGUUGAGACUCGUAGUGGGAUAGACACCAGCCCAUACACCCCUGAGCAGCAAGAAAAGAUGACCGCCUUAGUGAAAGAGAACAGGGAGAGGAAAGAGCGCGAGAAGCAGGCGAAGCUAAAGGCUAUCGCAAAGGAGCAGGCGGCGAAGAUAAAGGAAUUGGAGGAGGAGAUGGAGAAAAAGAAGAAGGCUGCUGAAGAAGAAGCGGCAGCAGAAGAAGAAAAAGAGAGAAUGUGUAUUGAGACUAGAGAGGGAAGCAGUGGCACAAAGAGGGACACAGACGCAGAGAUGGAGAGGAAAAUAAGUGAGUGGAUUGCUAAUUUAUCGUUGGGAGAAGAUGAGGAGGCAGAGUCCUAUGUGACUCAGGAGGAGAGGGAUGCGCUAGCCAGUGAGCUAGCAACCAUGACGGAUCCUAUGGAACGGCGAGAAAGGAAGGAGGAGCAAAAGUUGGCAUGGAAGUUAAGGAUGAAGAGGGAGAAGAAGAGGAGGAGAGAGGAAGUGAACAAGCUGACCGCAGAGGUGACAAAGGUGCAGGAGUGCAGGAAGGAAGUGUUGGCCCAGCCAGAUGACAAGGCCAACUGGGAUAAGGUAUUGGGGUACCUAGAGGUACUGAGCAAAGCAUGGAUGGAGGAGCGCCAAGCUAGUUGGAGCCAAGACACAGCUCUGAGUGCCAUGCGGUCAGGGUUUAGGGAGUUUGCGCGCGAGAUAGUCACCCACAUUGGGGGCGAAGUUAAGGAGUUGAGAGGCAAUGUGGGGAAGUUUUGUGAGGGCGCUAUUGAGGGCGCCAAAGCGAUAGACGCUAUAGAGGGCGAGGCUAGACCCCAUAAAGAGCCUGUAAAGCUCAAGUUCCCAGAUGCGUACGGGGGAAAGGAGGAAAACUUUGACAACUGGGAGGCCAGUGUCAACAGUUACAUAUAUUUACAACACAUCUUGACAGAGGAAGAAGUCCUCGUGGCCUUCCAGGCCCUCAAGGAUGAAGCGGCUAGUUUCGCCAGGUCUCUUGCGAGCGUAGCCGGUUGUGAAAACAACCUGGUUGCAUAUUCAAAAGUCACCCCCCUUUCUCAAUUCCUCAAGCUCCUGAAGGAGCGAUUUGCAGACCCAACGAGGGGCGUUCACACCUCUAAUAAGCUGCAAAUGAUCCACUCACGACAGUGGAGGAGUGCAAGGGCACUCAAGGGUACCACGGACGACUUGGUAGCCGUCCCAGACCAUGGGGUCACUGAGCCCCAGUUGGUCCAGUUAUUUUAUCGUGCCAUGCCAGAGGCCUUACGUGGGCAUUUCUUUGACAAGUCUCAACAGGCCGGCAUCACUUAUGAUGCAUUGAGUCGAGAAGUCGUCCUGUAUGAGUCGAGGUUCAUGCCAGUUACCACCUUCUGGCAUAAGGACUUGGAUAAGGGAAAAAGGUGGAAGGGUCGUACCAUCUCAGGCCAGGUGAGGGCCAAGGAUCACAUGAUCCUUACUUUAGAGGAAGGUGGUACUGAUGAGGUCCCAUACAGUCAGAUUGAGUGGGGCCUAGAAGAGGAGGACAGUAGUAUGGGGCAGGGGAGGUCCUAUGCUGCUGUCAAGGCUGGAGGGAGGCUGCACGGUAGAGGAGGAGGCCAGGGCCAAAGGGGCCAGGCCAUGGGAGGCCAAGGUCCGGGCGCACAGGGGGUUGGCGGACAGGGAAACCGCCAAGCGGGAGGUAGGGGUCAAGGUCCCCCGCCAGAUCGCCAAGGUUCCAAUCGGUCCCCACAGCGACGAGGUGGAAGGGCACCUCAAGGAGGAUGGCACCCAGGCUUGCCACAGGGCAGGCCCUGGGAAGAUUUGGGCUUSGACCAGGGCAUAUGGCAGGAAUGCGUGAACUUGGGUCAGUGCGUGUUUUGUGGUGACCCGGCCCACCACAGGAUUGAGAUAGAGCCUGGCAGUAGAACUCCUAAGGGAGCAGUCUAUAGGAUGUCCCCUAGAGAGUUAGAGGAGCUGCGCAAGCAGUUAGAGGAGCUGCGCAAGCAGUUAGACGAGCUCCUCGAGAAAGUUUGGAUCAGGCCCAGUUCGUCUCCUUUUGGGGCACCAGUUUUGUUUGUCCCCAAGAACGAAGGAGAGCUUCAUAUGUGUAUAGACUAUAGGGGUUUGAAUGCGAUUACUGUAAAGAAUGUUGAAUCGCUGCCCAGGAUAGACGAUCUUUUAGAUCGGGUGCAGGGUUGCAAGUACUUCUCUAAGAUAGACUUGAAGUUCGGAUACCAUCAGAUAAAAGUCCAUCCUGAUGAUCAGUACAAGACUGCAUUCCGGACUAGAUACGGGCACUAUGAGUUUAUAGUGAUGCCCUUUGGACUAACCAACGCGCCAGCCACCUUUCAGCGUUGUAUGAAUGACCUGUUUAGACCAUGGUUAGACAAGUUUGUGGUAGUCUACUUAGAUGAUAUCUUAGUUUUUAGUAAGACCCUCCAGGAGCACCAGGGUCAUCUGAGGCAGGUCUUGGAGAAGCUACGAGAGGCUAACUUCAAGAUCAAUCCAAAGAAGUGCGGGUGGGCCAAGACACUGGUCUUGUACUUAGGCCAUGUAUUAGACGGAGAUGGCGUUAAGCCAGAGGACAGUAAAAUAGCGGCAAUCAGAGAUUGGCCGACGCCCCGCACAUUGACAGAGUUGCGGUCGUUCCUAGGCCUAGCUAACUACUAUAGAAAGUUCGUGAGGAACUUUUCCACUAUCGCUGCUCCCCUGCGCAGGUUGCUUAAGAAAGAGGCAAUCUGGCAAUGGGACAAAGAUUGUACGUCUGCGCUAAAGAGACUGAAGCGCGCGUUAAUAGAGUACCCUGUCCUCAAAGUAGUAGAUCCGUCCUUGCCAUUUGUCGUCACCACGGAUGCAAGUCAGUAUGGAAUAGGCGGCGUGUUGCAGCAGGAUGACGGCAAUGGCUAUAGACCCGUAGAGUUCAUGUCCGCAAGGAUGCCCUCAGAGAAGGUAGCCACCUCGACGUACGAGAGAGAACUCUACGCUCUCAGGCAGGCCCUAGAGCACUGGAAGCAUUACCUGCUUGGGAGGCACUUCAAAGUGUAUUCUGACCACGAGACCCUUAGAUGGUUAAAGACUCAGGCCAAGAUGACACCUAAGUUGACUAGGUGGGCCGCAGAGAUAGACCAAUAUGACUUUGAGCUUAAACUAGUGAAGGGCAAGUACAACGUAGUUGCGGACGCUCUGAGUAGGAGAUCAGACUACUUUGGAGCCAUAGUACACUAUCUGGAUAUAGGGAGAGACCUGCAAGAGAAAGUAAAGCAAGCUUAUGCGCAGGACCCUAUUUAUAGCGACCUCCUAAAGAGAGUUAGAGAGGCCCCAGAGACUGAGCCAGAUUACCGCACUACAGACGGGUUGUUGUUUGAGAAGACUAACGUAUUUGACCGCCUGUGCGUUCCCAACAGCGAAGAGAUCCGCACUUUGAUCCUAGGGGAAUGCCACGAUCAUGAGGGACAUUUCGGUUGGCAAAAGACAUUAGCUAAUCUAAUGCUCGCGUACACUUGGCCAGGAAUGAAGAAUGACUGCAUAGAGUAUGUCCGCAGUUGUAAAGUAUGCCAGCAUAAUAAGACUACUACGCGUGCACCCCUUGGUCUUCUCAGACCCUUGCCUAUUCUGGAUCAGCCGGGAGACUCAGUGUCCAAAGACUUCAUGGACACCCAAGUCAAGAGCAGACAUGGUAAAAGCCAAGUCAUGGUCAUAGUUGACCGAUUUAGUAAGUAUGCAGUUUUUGUUCCUUUGCCUGCAGAGGCACGUACAAACUUAGUUAUACGGAAGUUCUUUGAUUUUUGGGUUGGUGAGAAUGGAAUCCCAUUGUCCAUAGUUAGCGAUAUAGAUAGUCGUUUCACCAGCCAGAACUGGCAAGAACUCAUGAGAGUCUACGGAUCUAAGCUGUUGAUGUCGUCUGGCCACCAUCCAGAGACUAACGGUCAGACCGAACAGAUGAACAAGAUCCUCCAGCAGGUUUUGCGCAUGUACAUUAGACCUGACCAGAUCGACUGGGAUGAGAUGUUGCCCAAGGUAGCUAGCGCAUACAACAAAAGCGUGCAUCUGUCCACCUGUCGCACUCCCAAUGAGCUACACAAGUCCUUCAGACCGCGCAAAACAUUUGAAGGACUGAACCGGGAUCAGAUUCACAGGCUACCGCCCGGUACCAGGGAGUUUGCGAUACAGCACGGGAAAGAGCUAGCAACAGUUGUAGAGAAUCUCAGGAAGGCCCAGCAUAGAAUGAUAGAACAAGCUAAUAAACACCGUCGCCCGUCACAGUUUCAGGCGUAUUGCUUGCAGUCGCGAAAAAAUUCAAAGGCAAGGAAAUGGGGGAGAUUCGAGGAGGAGGUUGUUCAAGAAGUUGGCCCACUAUGCAAGAUGGAGGUGUUCACCCAAGUCUCUCUGGAACCAGAUUAUUCAUACAUUGUAGUCCCGUACACGGAGAUGGCAGGACAGGAGGGAGCAUUCAUCCUCAGAACAUUCAGUUGGACACUACAGCCUUUCAGGGGUGAGGUGGAUAUCACAACCGAUGCUGAGAAGGGAGAGGCUUCUGAUGUGAAGCCUCAGAUUCCUCUUGAUCCCUUAGAGGCUGAACUGCUUGCUGAAGAAGAAAAACUUCGCAAACAGGCUGAAGCAGUUCAGGCUCUAAAGGAGGAGUUAAAAUGGAAAGAGGAAGCUGCCAGAAAAGAAACGAGAAGGCGGGAACUGGUAGUCGAUGUGGAGAAGGUCAAGACAAGUGGCAGUUCCAAUUGGGUCACUACACAAAGAACCUACCUGAGUGGGUUCAAAUGUGAUGAGGAUGUAAAGGUGUCUGCCAUCCUUGCUCGUCUGGAGAGGACUGCACUGAAAUGGUGCACCUCUACCUCCAGCAAGCAGGGGAUGGAAAUGUCUGAUUGGGCGCAGAGGUUGGGGGUGGCUGGAUUUCUGCAGGCACUGCAGGACCGGUUUGCAGACAAGGAGCAGGCCAUAAAGGCAGCAAAUAACAUUAUGCGCCUGGGCCAGAAAAAGUUUGAUGGCUCCUUGUCCAAACUGUACUCCACCUUUGACAGUCUCACAUCGACUUUUGAGUUGAAGAUGAGUGAGCAGGAUCUGCUCAUUCAUUUCCUCAGGGCAGCGCCUGAGCAAUUCCAGCUCGCAUUAUUCUCUCAGGGCCACAAGGAUUGGCAGUCCUUGGGCAGAGCAGCUCUGGACUUGGAGUCCAAACUCCAUGUCCAGGAAGCACCUUCUGAAGGAAGGGACCCUCCUCAAAGGGGCGAAGAAGGAGGAAGGGUGCCCUGUCAGACCAAACAUAAGAUUGAGAUCCUGUCUGGUUCGGUCCCUCCCAAGGGCAGAGUCUACAGGAUGUCACCUGCUGAACUUGAUGUGCUUAGGAAACAGUUGGAGACCCUGACCAUCAAAGGCUGGAUCAGACCCAACACAUCUGAGUUUGGGGCACCAGUCCUCUUUGUUCUAAAGGGGAAUGGUGAGUUCAGGAUAUGCGUGGAUUAUCGAGGUCUCAACAAAAUCACGAGGAAGUCUACAGAGCCCCUUCCUCGCAUUGAUGAUUUGUUGGACAUGGUGCAAGGCUGUACCAUUUUUAGCAAGAUCGAUCUCAAAUCUGGCUACCACCAGAUUGAGAUGGCUAAAGGCGAUGUCCACAAGACAACCUUCAAGACUAGGUAUGGCACUUAUGAGUACCUGGUCAUGUCAUUCGGUCUUUGCAAUGCCCUGGGCACCUUCCAGACAGAGAUGCAUCGCAUACUCAGACCUUACUUAGACAGAUUUGUAGUUGUCUACUUGGAUGAUAUCCUGGUAUUCAGUCGAUCUGCCCAGGAGCAUGCGCAGCAUCUGGCUCUGGUCCUCCAGGCAUUAUGCGAUAACCGGCAUAAGAUCAACAGGGAGAAAUCCUCUUUUGGGGUUCCCUCUGUGAUCUAUUUGGGUCACGUCAUUUCUGGAGAGGGGUUAGCUUCUGAAGCAACGAAAGUUGCUGCAGUUUAGGACUGGCCGUGGCCUGCUAACAUUCGUGAUGUCCGGUAAUUC